Molecule: messenger RNA, 3156 nt
Organism: Vitis riparia (riverbank grape)
Lineage: Eukaryota; Viridiplantae; Streptophyta; Magnoliopsida; Vitales; Vitaceae
Product: wall-associated receptor kinase-like 14
Exons: 4
Coding region: 270-2366 (698 amino acids)
Biological process (GO): protein phosphorylation
Molecular function (GO): ATP binding; protein kinase activity
Source: RefSeq, a predicted model, not a curated record
GAGACGCAGAGGCGUGAAAAGGAGGAAGGUCUCCCAUAAUCUCACGGUUGUCCUCUUUCCCAUUUGAUAUUGUUUGAUCGAUAUCAAACCCUAAUUUGGAGUUUCGCGGUUGAACUGGAACAAGAAGAACAAUAGGGGCUGAUCGUCUAUCUUUUUUCUCGAUCUUCAAACGUUUAAUUGCUUUAUUCAUUUCGAAUCACAGAGCAAUUACGGCAGCCAUUGAAGAACUGCAGAGAAAGGCGAUGAUAUGAUUACUCUGCUUCGCAUCGAUGUUCAUAUUCACUUCACUUCAAUUCUCGAUGAGGAAGGCUCUUCAACGAACGAUUCUCGCUCUCAUCUGUACGGUUACCCUCGUCUCUGCAAUCAAGAAUGACACCUGUGGAACCGGGAAAUCUGCUAAACGAGUCCAUUAUCCAUUUGGGUUCUCAUCCGAUAGCCCAAUCAAACUGAACUGCAGCAAAGAAGGGGAGAUCGAAAUACAAAAAUUUAAAGUCCAGAAUGUAACCACAGACAGCAUCAUCAUCAAUCUACCAGCGCAGUGCCACCGUGAGAUCCAAAAGAUCGAGCCACUAUUCGGUAAAAACUACGCGCUGAGUUCGAAGAACAGUCUUCUCUUUCAGAAUUGUAGCCCGUCGUCUUCCGGGUACGUGAUACCCACGAGUGUGUUCAACGGCCAGAACAACUUGAACAAUUGCAAUGGCAAAAGCGACAACAUAAGCUGCUUUCCGCUAGAUUCUGAGUCCAAGUUUAUGAGUUUUGAGAACGUGACUGGGACUCGGUGCAAGUUUUUGUUACUUUCCAUGGCGGUUGACUGGAGGAACAACUCCGCAGUUUCGCUGGAGUUGGGGACGGCUCAGUUGGUGUGGUGGCUGGACCAUCCGUGCCAUUGCGCUCCGAAUGCGAAACAUACCAAUUUAACUGUUCCCGGGGGUUUCGGUUGCCGUUGCAGCUGCAAGGAAGGAUUCGACGGAGAUGGAUUUAAAGAUGGCGAUGGUUGCCAGGAAGUUACAGAUUGCAAUGCGUCAAAGCACAUGUCGGGCACAUGUGGAGGAACUACAAGGGUUGCUGUUCUUGUUGGAGGUAUCAUUGUUGGAGCUUCUUUAAUGAGCACUGUGGCUCUUAUCUGCUACUGUAUUCGACGACGUUCUUAUUUGAGGAGGCGUAUGAGUGCAAAACGCCUUAUAUGUGAAGCUGCAGGCAACUCCAGUGUUCCUCUCUAUCCCUACAAAGAAGUUGAAAGGGCCACCAAUGGCUUCUCAGAGAAACAAAGACUUGGAACUGGGGCAUAUGGUACAGUUUUUGCAGGAAAGCUCCACAAUGAUGAAUGGGUUGCCAUUAAAAAGAUCAGAAAUCGUGAUAAUGACAGCAUUGAGCAAGUCAUGAAUGAAAUCAAGCUGAUCUCUUCUGUGAAUCAUCCAAAUCUAGUGCGCCUAUUAGGUUGCUGUAUAGAGAAUGGUGAACAGAUCCUUGUCUAUGAAUUCAUGGCCAAUGGAACUCUAUCUCAGCACCUACAGAAAGAGAGGGGCAAAGGUCUUCCAUGGACAACAAGGCUCAACAUUGCCACCGAAACAGCUCAUGCUAUUGCCCAUCUCCACUCAGCCAUUACUCCUCCAAUUUUCCACAGAGACAUAAAGUCCAGUAAUAUACUUCUGGAUGACAACUUCAACUCAAAGGUAGCAGAUUUUGGUCUUUCUAGACUUGGCAUGACUGAAUCAUCCCAUAUCUCAACAGCCCCACAAGGGACUCCUGGCUACCUUGAUCCACAGUAUCAUCAGAACUUCCAUCUCUCAGAUAAAAGUGAUGUUUACAGUUUUGGAGUGGUUCUUGUAGAGAUCAUAAGUGCAAUGAAAGUGGUCGAUUUUUCUCGACCUCACAGUGAGGUGAAUUUGGCUGCACUUGCUAUUGACAGGAUCGGAAGGGGUUGUGUGGAUGAAAUAAUUGAUCCAUUCCUUGAGCCACAGAGGGAUGCUUGGACACUUUGCUCUAUUCACAAGGUGGCCGAGCUAGCAUUUAGAUGCCUUGCUUUUCAUAGGGACAUGAGGCCUUCCAUGAUGGAGGUAGCAGAUGAGCUAGAGCAUGUCAGGCUCAGUGGAUGGGCUCCAAUGGAGGAGAAUAUAUGUGUGGCAUCAUCAGUGGCAUCUUCUUGUUCAUCGCCAUUUAAUGGAAGUGAGAUGUCGCUAGGUUGUAUGUCUGUUAGGAAGGCAGGGAUAGGGAGUAGGAGAUUGUUUGUUCCACAUAGGCCAACCGAUUGUCUGGCUUCAAUGGAAGAGAUAAAGGACAGCUCCCCUGUUUCUGUGCAUGAUCCUUGGUUGAGUGAACAGAGCUCACCUUCAACAAACAGCUUGUUGGGUAAUGUAGUUCAAUGACACCAUAUCCGUUCUUUUGGUGCUUAGUUUUAUAUCAUCUUGUGAAUACCAUGGAGGUAUCUAUAGCGCUCACUCCUUGUCAAUCUCAUCGAGGUAUUACCUUGUAUGCAUACUAUUAUCUCUUUUGAAUUCUUUCUGAAACACUCUGAAGAUGUCAGAAGUCUUUAACAUUAGAGGAUAUCUCAAAGCAAAGGAAAGUGCAGAACAAAUUGUGCAUGUAUAAAGUAGAAUACAAACAAGUAGGAUGCUAUGUGCCUUUUCUUCGUUCAUGUAAGGUUUGAACCGAAGUAUGAUGCACAAUUUUGAUUUAGACAUUGCACCUUUUCUUCGUUCAUGUGAGAUUAUGAUGCAUAAUUUUGAGUUAGUCACAUCAAAAACCCAGAACAUUCCGUCUAGUGAUUAUGCAAGUGGAUUAUUUUGUGCGAGUUUAGUCGAGUUAUACCUUGAUGAUGACCUGCUUACAUGUAGUCUGGAAAACCUGAACUUUCUUAUGGUUGGAAUAGAAUCUUCUCUUGGUGCGAGGUUGCUCCAGACUGAACCAACCUUCUCAAGUUGAUCCUGUAACUGCUCAGCCUGCCCCACUACUCUCAAUGAAAUUCAAAGUUUCAAACCAAGGAGUCAGUUCAACAAACUGCAGGUAAAAUGGUACACUGGGGAGAUCAUAUUGUCCCAAACUUGAGCCAAUAAAUAUCGGACAGAACAAAAAAGAACCUCCUAUAUGUAAUAUUACAAUUGUCUUGAACUUUCAUAUUAAAUUUCUUUCUGAAUGCUAAUAUCAAUUUAAUUUGCA